CACUUAAAGUUCCGAAGCCGCAAGGUAAACACGUGAAUAGAUAGAGUCUUGGCGGGAGCAGAAUAAAGCCUUGGAAUAAAGCACGGUAUAUAGAGAACUGAAUAAAGGUUAGAGGGCCUUGGAAUACAGCGGGAGCCUCUGAGAUACAUAUCAAAUAUCAAUAUAGGAAGGCGAGAGAGCCCAUAUAGGGCCUUGCAUUUUGUCUUUUGUGAUCUUCUUCAGUUGAAGCAAGGCCCUAAAACAUAUUUGAAGUGAGUUGAAGAUCUUGUUUUGGCAGUGAGUUCAUAGGUUGAGGUCCUUCAGCUUGUAUUUGAACUGAAACAUGGGAGAUAACAAGCACAAGAUAUUCAUCAUCAAAGAUAAUGCCACUGUGACAGGAUCUGAAGACAGGCAACUGGAUGCACUCCGACUACGCCAUCCGAAGACUGGUCAAGCAGCUGCAUUUCUUUUAGAUGCAGACUCCAAAGAGUUGCUGGAGGUCCAGACAUUUGAUGACAGUCCCCGUUCCUGGUUUGUCGGCUCUGCGGUGGAGACGGACGGCCAUAUCCACGUGUGCUCGCCGCUUGAUCCUCUCUACAUCGUCCUCGUCUAUAUGCAGCAGAGCCGGUACGCCCAGCAGUUGGACCAGCUCCUCUCGGACCACCAGUUUCCCGACACGGUCCGACUGGCUGACUCGGUCGGAUCAGACCGUCUGGAGCUCAUCGCCGACAGAAAGGGAGACAGCGAACUCAACGCAUACAAAUACAACGAGGAGCGAGCCGUAGCGUGGCUCGAACGACGCACCCGCCGCCUUGCGGCAGUUCUGGAAGCCAAGCGUCUGCACGGCACCAGCGGCAAGGCGGACAACUUCGUCAAAGUGCGAGAAGAGGAGGUCGACAAAGCCGUGUACCUGCGGUUCGCCUGGGGACUGACCUCCGAGUACCUGAGCAGCGAGCUGAGCGCAGCGCUCCGUUGCCGCCUCCAGCUGCCCGACGAGCGGCCCAAACGCAGCCAGCCGGCCGCCGAGCCGCCGGCAAAGAGGGCGCGCGGCGCCGCAGCACCCGCCGCCCCCCUCGAGGACUACUCGCAGCCUGCCAGCAACGCCAAAAAGGUUCUGGCUCCUAAAAACGCCAAACAGAAGGCGCUGGCCAAGUCAGCCAUCGGAACCAAGAGCAUCGCGUCGUUUUUCAAGAAGAAGUAGUGCGGUACCGAAGUGCUCUGGCCCGUGCUUCUUGGUUGUUCCCGAGACAGUCGUCCGCCGGUUUCUCUUCAAGUUCAGGACUGCAGAGACGUCCGUGUCGCCGUGGCAGAUCGGGCUGCCGCCAUCAGCAUUUGUCAAUAUACAUUUAUAUCAUU
This is a messenger RNA of Amphibalanus amphitrite, 1335 nucleotides long. Its product is annotated as ribonuclease H2 subunit B-like. Gene Ontology annotation, cellular component: nucleoplasm; ribonuclease H2 complex. NCBI's taxonomy places the organism in Eukaryota, Metazoa, Arthropoda, Thecostraca, Balanomorpha, Balanidae. The transcript has 7 exons. Gene Ontology annotation, biological process: RNA catabolic process; ribonucleotide metabolic process. The record is from RefSeq and is a predicted model, not a curated record. The coding region runs from base 323 to 1180 and encodes 285 amino acids.